Molecule: messenger RNA, 12188 nt
Organism: Coregonus sp. 'balchen'
Lineage: Eukaryota; Metazoa; Chordata; Actinopteri; Salmoniformes; Salmonidae
Source: the annotation of a GenBank genome assembly
AUGCCAGGGCUGGGCACACCCAAGGGCAUCCGUUUCUCUGAAGUCACUGAUACCUCUGCCACCGUACACUGGGCAAUCCCCAGAGCUCGAGUGGACAGCUACCGUGUCAUUUAUGUCCCUGCUCAGGGAGGUGAGUACAUACAGAUAUAGCUAUACUAUACAUACCAGUGGAGGCUGCUAAGGGGAGGACGGCUCAUAAUAAUGGCUGGAACGGAUCAAAUGGAAUAGCGUCAAACACAUAGAAACCAUUCCACCCCAGCCAUUUCCACGAGCUCGUCCCACCCCAAUGAAGGUGCCACCAACCUCCUGUGAUACAUACCUAUACUGUACAUACAGUGGCUGCAAAACCAGGGGUAAGUCAUUGACACAUGUGGUGUGGUCAUAUGGAAUUAAUGUUCUCUGUAAAGAGAACUGAUCUAUCCUGCCAUCUAGUGGCUGUUCUGUCUAUUUGAGAGGAUGUGUCAGUUUGAAAGCAGGGAGUCAACACAACUUUGAUGUCAACUGCUUCAUUACUGGUUCACUAUUUCACCUCACUACUUGAUGAUAAUGAAAACAUUCUAUGAAGUUAAUACACAUAAUGCUUGAAAACAUCCUUUUUAAUGCCGUGUAUUAUAAUACACUAAUCAUUUGUUAUGACACUGACUUUGUAUACAGAAUCAGACGUCUGACUGACCUUUUGACCGUCCAUGUCUUCAUGUGUGUGUGUGCAGGCGCUCCCAAGACUGUGACAGUGGGUGGAACUGAGUCUCAGACCGUGUUGCCCAACCUGACCCCUGGAGUCACCUACCAGGUGACCGUCAUCUCUGUGAAGGGACAGAAGGAGAGUGAGCCAGGCUCCAGCAGCGUCACCACAGGUGUGGGUCACACCUGUUCACAACACAAGAUCUGCAUCCCAAAUGGCACCCUAUUCCCUAUAUAGUGCACUACUUUUGACCAGAGCCCUAUUUGGGAUGCAGCCAAGACUUUGGUUUAUGUUAACGCAAGACUACAUACACAUACUUUAGACACUGAGUGUGCAAAACAUGAAGAAGACCUUCCAAAUAUUGAGUUGCACCCCCUUUUGCCCUCAGAAAAGCAUCAAUUCGUCGGGGCAUGGACUACAAGGUGUCAAAAGCGUUCCACAGGGAUGCUGGCCCAUGUUGACUCCAAUGCUUCCUACAGUUGUGUCAUGUUGGCUGGAUGUCCUUUGGGUGGUGGACCAUUCUUGAUGCACACGGCAAACUGUUGAGCAUGAAAAACCCAGUAGCAUUGUAGUUCUUUACACACUCAAACCGGUGCGCCUGGCACCUACUACCAUACCCCAUUCAAAGGCACUUAAAUAUUUUGUCUUGCCCAUUCACCCUCUGAAUGGCACACAUACACAAUCCAUGUCUCAAUUGUCUCAAGGCUUAAAAAUCAUUUUUAACCUGUUUCCUCCACUUCAGCUACACUGAUUGAAGUGAAUUUCACAGGUGACAUCAAUAAGGGAUCAUAGGUUUCACCAGAUUCACCUAGUCAGUGUGUCAUUCCUAAUGUUUUGUACACUCAGUGUACAUCAUCACAACAACGAUAGGUUUGUCUUGGUAUGCUCUACAGAAAUGGUUGGAUUCAUUCAAUAUUUCUAAAGAAAGCAUCAAACAUUUAUGAUGGUAACACGUCUCUAAAGGCUGAGCGCGUAGCCUAUUGGGAAAGCUGUUAGUGUGUACAGAUGGAGCAUGGCUGGGGGUGGAUAGGCUUUGUGUUUCCGUUCAACAACAGAACAUGGCUCUAUCCUUGGGGAGGUGUUUGAUGUGGUUCUGCUCAGAGUAACCAUCGUGUGUGUGUGUGUGUGUGUGUGUGUGUGUGUGUGUGUGUGUGUGUGUGUGUGUGUGUGUGUGUGUGUGUGUGUGUGCGUGUGUGUGUGUGUGUGUUCUAUGUGACAGCUCUGGACAAGCCCCGUGGCCUGACUGCAGUCAACAUCACUGACACUCAGGCUCUGCUCCACUGGCAGCCUGCCAUCGCCACUGUAGACGGAUAUGUCAUCACCUACAGUGCAGACACUGGUACGGUAUCACAAACACACACACACCAUCUGGAUGUACUGUACUGUAUAUUACAAGGGAUUAUGGGAGAAAAGGCAUUAGGCCUCCCAUUGCGUGUGUUGUAUGUUCCUUCAUUGUUUGGAUUUUAGAAGAGAUCUAAAUCUUCAGAUUGCUUUAAUCUCCUUACAGUAUAUUGUAGACAGAUGCUGAUCGGGUCCUUACUGUAAGGAUAUUCUCCUUUACUGUCUCUGUCUCUGUCUGUCUCUGUCUGUCUCUGUCUGUCUCUGUUUGUCUCUGUCUCUGUUUGUCUCUGUCUGUCUUUUUCUCUCUGUCGGUCUUUCUCUGUCUCUGUCUUUCUCUGUCUCUCUCUGUCUUUCUCUGUCUCUCUCUGUCUUUCUCUGUCUCUGUCUCUGUCUUUCUCUGUCUGUCUCUGCCUGUCUCUGCCUGUCUCUGUCUGUCUCUGCCUGUCUCUGACUGUCUCUGCCUGUCUCUGACUGUCUCUGCCUGUCUCUGACUGUCUCUGCCUGUCUCUGACUGUCUCUGCCUGUCUCUGACUGUCUCUGCCUGUCUCUGACUGUCUCUGCCUGUCUCUGACUGUCUCUGACUCUCUUUGUCUGUCUCUGUAUUCUUACUGUAUCUGUGUGUUCUGUGUGUGUAGUUGCCCCAGUGAUGGAGAGAGUGUCUGGGAACAUUGUGGAGUUUGAGAUGAGCUCCUUGACCCCUGCCACCCACUACACUGUCAAGGUCUAUGCCAUGAGAGCGGCUGCUAAGAGUGCCGCCACCACAACUGAGUUCACCACUGGUGAGUGGCCUAGAGGGCCUAGACCUAGAACAUUCACUCCCACACACAAAUUCAAACUCUCACUUCCAAGUCUGCCAGUUGUUUUUUACCCCCUUACCAUUUCAAACAGACAACCUGAACCUGCAAAAAGAAGGUAAAAAGAAGAUGAAGUACUCAGUCUGAACUAUGCAAUCUCUCUCCUAGAUGUGGAUGCCCCUCAGGACCUGGCAGUCAGUAACAUCCAGACAGAGAACGCCAUGUUGACCUGGAAGGCCCCACGCGCUGACAUCACUGGCUACAUCCUCAGCUUCGAGUCAGCUGACGGCACAAUCCGGGUAAGUAGUGGUCUGCUGGAACCAUAGAAAUAGAACCGUAGAAAUAUAGUAGAUUAUAUUCCAAUAGAAUCUGUUAUAAUAUGGAACCUAUUUCUAUGGGUGGAACAACCUUGCAUUCCUUAAAUUCUAAAAUAGAUUAUUGUUUUGUCCAAGAGGUCAUAAUGAUGCGUCAUUGGGGUGUAAGAAAAAACCUUUUUCUAUUGAUGAAUAAAUAUUCAAGAAAAUCACCUAUAUCAGUCUAUAUUAGGAUAGACACGGUCUCACAGUCUCAGGUAAUAUGGACACUGUCCUAUCUAAAUCCAAUGUAUUUUUAUUAAGUAUUAUUCAUUCUGUAUCUCUGGCGUAUAUUCUGACUACUGGGUUGUGUUGUGGUGUUCCUCCAGGAGGUUGUUCUGAGCCCCACAGCCACCUCCUACAACAUGGCCCAGCUGAGUGUCUCCACUGAGUACUCUGUCAGACUGCAGGCCAUCGCAGGGCCCAAGAGGAGCAGAGUCAUCACCACCGUCUUCACCACCAGUGAGUGUGUUACCACAGUGAUGCCGGAGUCCAGUGGUAGCUCUGCCAACUCCGGACAGAACAUAUCCCCUGGCAAUAGGGUUAUGGAUCCUGCCUCGGCCCCUACUCUCUGUUUUCCUCUGGAUCUGUUUCCCUGACUGUCCCUGUCCAUAAAUGCUAAAAUACGAAAAUAUAUAUAUUUAACAAAGAGUGUAAUGAAUAAUGAAUAGAGAUGGUCUCAGUGGAGGUCACUGUACCCUCUGUUCUGUGCACCAUCCACUGAGACCAUCUCCAUUCAUUAUUCACCUCAAGCUUAGAGUUUGUUGGGCAGAUGGAACUGUUUAGUAACUAAUCCUCUGUGCGUGUGUUUGUGUGCGUUCCUGCAUGCGUUUGUGUGCGUGUGUGUGUGUGUUUGUGUGUGUGUGUGUGUGUGUAGUUGGCGUGCUAUACAAACACCCCAGGGACUGCUCCCAGGCCUUGCUGAAUGGAGACACAGUCUCUGGCGUUCACACCAUCUACCUGGGUGGAGAUGAGAGUCAACCCAUACAGGUCUACUGUGACAUGGCCACGGAUGGAGGUGGAUGGAUUGUAAGUCACUGGCUAGUAUACUGUACAACCCAACUUGGUAACACUUCCUAUGAAGAGCAUACGUAUAAUGCUUUAUAUAACGUCCUUUAUCAUGCUUUAUAAUGUGUUAUGACACUGACUAUAUAAACAAACUCAUAAGAGGUUAUAAAGCUUAUUGAUUCAGAUGUAUCUAAUGUAAUGUAAUGGAUCUUAGUCCAUAGGAUGUUUGAAUGAGUGAGCUGAUGUAGUUUGGCCCCAUUCCAUGCAGGUAUUUGUCCGACGCCAGAGCGGUAAACUGGAGUUCUUCCGCAACUGGAGGAACUACACUGCUGGCUUUGGUGACAUGAACGACGAGUUCUGGCUCGGUAUGAUCAUAUUAUGUUAAACAUUUCAACACACUAAUUGAUUUAGGUAUAGGACUAUUGUAUGAUUAAAUCAAAUCAAAUCAAAUCUUAUUUGUCACAUGCGUCAAAUACAACAGGUGUAGACCUUACAGUGAAAUGAUUACUUACAAGCCCUUAACCAACAAUGCAGUUUUAAGAAAAAUAAGUGUUAAGUAAAAAAUUGAUAAGUAAAAAAUAAAAUCUAAUUUAAUCUAAAUAAUUAAAGAGCAGCAGUAAAAUAAAAUAACAGUAGGGAGGCUAUAUACAGGAGAUACCGGUACAGCGUCAAUGUGCAGGGGCACAGGUUAGGCGAGGUAAUUGAGGUAAUAUGUACAUGUGGGUAGAGUUAAAGUGACUAUGCAUAGAUAAUAAACAGAGAGUAGCAGCAGCUUAAAAGAGGGGGUGGGGGGUGGUGGGGUGAGGGGACAAUGCAAAUAGUCCGGGUAGCCAUGAUUAGCUGUUCAGGAGUCUUAUGGCUUGGGGGUAGAAGCUGUUAAGAAGCCUUUUGGUAUAGAUGUCCUGGAUGGCAGGAAGCUUGGCCCCAGUGAUGUACUGGGCCGUACGCACUACCCUCUGUAGUGCCUUGCGGUCGGAGACCGAGCAGUUGCCAUACCAGGCAGUGAUGCAACCAGUCAGGAUGUUCUCGAUGGUGCAGCUGUAGAACUUUUUGAGGAUCUGAGGACCCAUGCCAAAUAUUUUCAGUCUCCUGAGGGGGAAUAGGCUUUGUCGUGCCCUCUUCACGACUGGCUUGGUGUUUUUUGUAGUUUGAUGGUGAUGUGGACACCAAGGAACUUGAAGCUUUCAACCUGUUCCACUACAGCCCGUCGAUGAGAAUGGGGGUGUGCUCAGUCCUAUUUUUUUUCCUGUAGUCCACAAUCAUCUCCUUUGUCUUGAUCACAUUGAGGGAGAGGUUGUUGUCCUGGCACCACUGUUGUGUCACCGGCAAACUUAAUGAUGGUGUUGGAGUCGUGCCUGGCCAUCUGUGGAUCUGUUGGGGCGGUAUGCAAAUUGGAGUGGGUCUAGGGUUUCUGGGAUAAUGAUGUUGAUGUGAGCCAUGACCAGCCUUUCAAAACACUUCAUGGCUCCAGCGUGAGUGCUACGGGUCGGUAGUCAUUUAGGCAGGUUGUCUUAGUAUUCUUGGGCACAGGGACUAUGGUGGUCUGCUUGAAACAUGUUGGUAUUACAGACUCAGUCAGGGACUUGUUGAAAAUGUCAGUGAAGACAAUUGCCAGGUGGUCAGCGCAUGCUCGGAGUACGUGUCCUGGUAAUCCGUCUGGCCCUGCGGCCUUGUGAAUGUUUAAAAGUCUUACUCACAUCGGCUACGGAGAGCGUGAUCACAUAGUCAUCCAGAACAGCUGAUGCUCUCAUGCAUGCUUCAGUGUUGCUUGCCUCGAAGUGAGCAUAGAAGUGAUUUAGCUCGUCUGAUAGGCUCGUGUCACUGGGCAGCUCGUGGCUGUGCUUCCCUUUGUAGUCUAUAAUAGUUUGCAAGCCUUGCCACAUCCGACGAGCGUCGGAGCCGGUGUAGUACAAUUCAAUCUUAGUCCUGUAUUGACUCUUUGCCUGUUUUAUGGUUCGUCGGCGGGCAUAGCAGGAUUUCUUAUAAGUGUCCGUGUUAGAGUCCCGCUCCUUGAAAGCGGCAGCUCUAGCCUUUAGCUCAGUGCGGAUGUUGCCUGUAAUACAUGGCUUCUGGUUAGGGUAUGUAUGUACGGUCACUGUGGAGACGACGUCAUCAAUGCACUUAUUGAUGAAGCCAGUGACUGAUGUGGUGUACUCCUCAAUGCCAUCGGAAGAAUCCCGGAACAUAUUCCAGUCUGUGCUAGCAAAACAGUCCUGUAGCUUAGCAUCUGCGUCAUCUGACCACUUCCUUAUUAACUGAGUCAAUGGUGCUUCCUGCUUUAGUUUUUGCUUAUAAGUAGGAAUCAGGAAGAUAGAAUUAUGGUCAGAUUUGCCAAAUGGAGGGUGAGGGAGAGCUUUGUACGCGUCUCUGUGUGUGGAGUAAAGGUGGUCUGGAGUUUAUUUUCCUCUGGUUGCACAUUUAACAUGCUGGUAGAAAUUAGGUAGAACAUAUUACGUUUUCCUGCAUUAAAGUCCCCAGCCACUAGGAGCGCUGCCUCUGGAUGAGCGUUUUCCUGUUUGCUUAUGGCCUUAUACAGCUCAUUGAGUGCAGUCUUAGUUCCAGCAUCGGUUUGUGGUGGUAAAUAGACAGCUACGAAAAAUGUAGAUGAAAACUCUCUUGGUAAAUAGUGUGGUCUACAGCUUAUCUACCUCAGGUGAGCAAAACCUAGAGACUUCCUUAAUAUUAGAGUUUGUGCACCAGCUGUUGUUUACAAAUAUACACAGACCGCCACCCCUUAUCUUACCGGAGUCAGCCGUUCUAUCCUGCCGAUGUAGCGUAUAUCCCGCCAGCUGUACGUUAUCCAUGUCGUCGUUCAGCCACGACUCGGUGAAACAUAAGAUAUUACAGUUUUUAAUGUCCCGUUGGUAGGAUAUCCGUGAUCGUAGGUUGUUUAUUUAGUUUUCCAAUGAUUGUACGUUGGCUAAUAGGACUGAUGGUAGAGGCAGAUUACUCGCUCCCCGUCGGAUCCUUACAAGGCACCCCGACCUAUGUCCACGAUUAGGCUGGACAAUAGAAUGAGUCAAAUUUCACCCAAGUCUGAAAAACGGCCAAAGAACGUUGGUUGAGCCUCUUUUAAUUCAUUUGCAAGGCCAUAGCAAAUGAAUUAAAACUAACCUUCGCUGAGCCUCUUUUGACUGGAAUGGUCCUUAGAAUUCAAUUUUCCCUAAAUGGCACAAAAAAAUGAAUACCUUUUCAUUUUACUACUACAAUCUGAAAAAUAACAACUUGUGUAGAAAGUAAACAUUCGCACCUCGAUGGUGCCAAGUGUGCUUAUGUCUGCAUAACGAGGAAGUAGGAAAAAAUGGCAACUUCUGACAAUUUCUGGUCAACGAUCGAUGCUGCUAUUUGCCUUUUUUUGUGUUAGAAAUGUUGUGGUUUGAACUAGGCCUCUAUGGGAAAGCGUGGCAAUAACUUAUUAACUUCUCAUUAGUCACAGAUUGACUUCUCUGAUGACAUGGCAGGCAGGCAGACAGGCAGCACACCUGAAUUUCAGCAAAGCAAAGGCUAUUUAAAGAGCUACCAGAUUUAUUUAAAAAGCACAUUUUCUGUGUCCAGUGUCUGGGUUUAUAUGUUAAGGGGGUGUUACUUUGGCAUAUAAUGUUACCCAUGUAAAGAAAGUGUUUUUUAAAUAAUUAACUAAAUCUAUGGUGUUUUAUGUACAGUGGGGAGAACAAGUAUUUGAUACACUGCGGAUUUUGCAGGUUUUCCUACUUAAAAAGCAUGUAGAGGUCUGUAAUUUUUAUCAUAGGUACACUUCAACUGUGAGAGACGGAAUCUAAAACAAAAAUCCAGAAAAUCACAUUGUAUGAUUUUUAAGUAAUUCAUUUGCAUUUUAUUGCAUGACAUAAGUAUUUGAUCACCUACCAACCAGUAAGAAUUCCGGCUCUCACAGACCUGUUAGUUUUUCUUUAAGAAGCCCUCCUGUUCUCCACUCAUUACCUGUAUUAACUGCACCUGUUUGAACUCGUUACCUGUAUAAAAGACACCUGUCCACACACUCAAUCAAACAGACUCCAACCUCUCCACAAUGGCCAAGACCAGAGAGCUGUGUAAGGACAUCAGGGAUAAAAUUGUAGAACUGCACAAGGCUGGGAUGGGCUACAGGACAAUAGGCAAGCAGCUUGGUGAGAAGGCAACAACUGUUGGCGCAAUUAUUAGAAAAUGGAUGUUCAAGAUGACGGUCAAUCACCCUCAGUCUGGGGCUCCAUGCAAGAUCUCACCUCAUGGGGCAUCAAUGAUCAUGAGGAAGGUGAGGGAUCAGCCCAGAACUACACGGCAGGCUCUGGUCAAUGACCUGAAGAGAGCUGAGACCACAGUCUCAAAGAAAACCAUUAGUAACACACUACGCCGUCAUGGAUUAAAAUCCUUCAGCGCACGCAAGGCCCCCCUGCUCAAGCCAGCGCAUGUCCAGGCCCGUCUGAAGUUUGCCAAUGACCAUCUGGAUGAUCCAGAGGAGGAAUGGGAGAAGGUCACGUGGUCUGAUGAGACAAAAAUGAGCUUUUUGGUCUAAACUCCACUCGCCGUGUUUGGAGGAAGAAGAAGGAUGAGUACAACCCCAAGAACACCAUCCCAACCAUGAAGCAUGGAGGUGGAAACAUCAUUAUUUGGGGAUGCUUUUCUGCAAAGGGGACAGGACGACUGCACCGUAUUGAGGGGAGGAUGGAUGGGGCCAUGUAUCGCGAGAUCUUGGCCAACAACCUCCUUCCUUCAGUAAGAGCAUUGAAGAUGGGUCGUGGCUGGGUCUUCCAGCAUGACAACGACCCAAAACACACAGCCAGGGCAACUAAGGAGUGGCUCCGUAAGAAGCAUCUCAAGGUCCUGGAGUGGCCUAGCCAGUCUCCAGACCUGAACCCAAUAGGAAAUCUUUGGAGGGAGCUGAAAGUCCGUAUUGCACAGCGACAGCCCCGAAACCUGAAGGAUCUGGAGAAGGUCUGUAUGGAGGAGGGGGCCAAAAUCCCUGCUGCAGUGUGUGCAAACCUGGUCAAGACCUACAGGAAACAUAUGAUCUCUGUAAUUGCAAACAAAGGUUUCUGUACCAAAUAUUAAGUUCUGCUUUUCUGAUGUAUCAAAUACUUAUGUCAUGCAAUAAAAUGCAAUUUAAUUACUUAAAAAUCAUACAAUGUGAUUUUCUGGAUUUUUGUUUUAGAUUCCGUCUCUCACAGUUGAAGUGUACCUAUGAUAAAAAUUACAGACCUCUACAUGCUUUGUAAGUAGGAAAACCUGCAAAAUCGGCAGUGUAUCAAAUACUUGUUCUCCCCACUGUAUAUGCGAAUGGUCCAUCAGUUUUAUUGUUAUGCUGUAAAUGUUUAUUUUAUGGUUGUAAAAUGAACUAGAAAAUAUUUUAUAUUCAGCAAUUCUGAGUAAUUACUACUUCAGUAAGGAUAUACACUUUAUUCAGUGACCUUAGGUAUAGAAACGUUGAUGGUCUGAUCAGAUUGUUUAAAAAAAUUAAUGAACUGCAACUACUAUAUAAUUCCAAUAGAUGGAAGCAUAAGGCCACAAAUGAAAUUUCAGAAGAUCCGUUUUCUCCAUGGAUACACCACUUAGUUUUGAAAUUAUACUUUGUUACUAUAACGAUUAUCAAUAAGCCUGAACAUUAAUUCAGUCACCUCUGGUCGACAAAAACGUAUUUUCCUAGUACACUCAUUGUCAAAUGUAUCAACCAGAAAAGAGACGCUCUGCCUUCUCGCACAAGUAGCCAACUCAACAAGAUCUUAUGCUCCCAUCUAUUGGAAAUAUUUAGCAAUUAAAAUUUAUUCAUUCACAUAAAGACAUUGGUGAGGCAGCUGAGAAAUAAAGUGUAUCCAAAUGCUGGACUAGUUUUACCAGUCAGGUUUAGGGUUACUGUUAGGGUUAGGGUUACCAUUACAGCUGUAGGUGCAUUGUGUUACCAGUCAGGGUUAGGGUUACAGUUAAGAUUAGAAUUACUGUGACCAUUACAGCUAUAGGUGCAUUGUGUUACAAGUCAGGGUUAGGGUUAGGUUUAUGGUUAGACAAAUGGUGACCAUUACAGCUAUAGGUGCAUUGUGUUACCAGUCAGGGUUAGGGUUACAGUUAAGAUUAGAAUUACUGUGACCAUUACAGCUAUAGGUGCAUUGUGUUACAAGUCAGGGUUAGGGUUAGGUUUAUGGUUAGACAAAUGGUGACCAUUACAGCUAUAGGUGCAUUGUGUUACAAGUCAGGGUUAGGGUUAGAGAAAUUGUGACCAUUACAGCUAUAGGUGCACUGUGUUACCAGUCAGGGUUAGGGUUAGGGCUAAAAUAGGUUAUUCCUAGGGUUAGGUUUUUUAAGGCAAAAAAACAGAAUGGGUUUAUAGCGCUCUUGUUACUCCCUGUGGGCUUCUGUGGGUACUACAUAACUCAUUCGCGACACUUGCUAGGCUCAUAAUCUGAGGUAGCAACUGCGUCAGAUCUACCAAUCAAUGAGCUAGACCUUUCCAUUUGCUUUGCAACUCAGUGAACCUGGGCAGCAUUCGCUCAAUUCGAUGCCUACGAACAAACAGAUUUCGGCGCAUUUCAAAUUACUCAGCAGCCAUUUGAAAACAACAAAUCGUUAAAAAAAAGGUUAUUUCUUAAUUAAAGAAUGUAUUCUGGCUGUUUAAAUCGGCACAUCUUGAAAAAGACGAUACGGACAUUGGUUUUGUUCAGGUUUACACCUUUUUCUGAAAAAAGAUAUGGUUAACCAUGACCAGAAAAUGUUUAAUGUUUAAUGGGUAUGCGCCAACCUGUACGACGAGGAUAUGGGCCUUGUCGGGUGUCUGUAGAAUAUUCUUCAUGUCCGACUCGUUGAAUAAGAAAUAUUCGUCCAAUACGAGGCGAGUAAUCGCUGUCCUGAUAUCCGGAAGCUCUUUUUGGUCAUAGAAGACGGUGGCAGAAACAUUAUGUACAGAAUAAAUUACAAAUAGCGCGAAAAAACACAUAAUAGCACAAUUGGUAAGGGGCCGUUGAAUCCAUGUAGUAUUUUGUCAAAUGUUUAAUCAUCUUAAAUCUUAAAUCUUUUAGAUUAGAUCCACAGAGGAAAUUCAUUUCCACAGCUCCCACAUUUACAUAAAAAGUAGCCUAGACUUGAUUUUAUAUCUUUUUCUCCAAAGGCCUGUCAAACCUCCAUAAGAUCACAGUAGCAGGACAGUAUGAGCUUCGUGUGGACCUCAGAGACAAGGGGGAUGCAGCCUAUGCCCAGUAUGACAAGUUUUCAAUCUCUGAGCCCCGCAGUCGCUACAAGGUCCACGUUGGAGGCUACAGUGGUACCGCAGGUAAGCCUUCCUUCUAUACAACCAUUAGAUACCUAAUACAAAGUCCAAGAAAGCGUCCCAAAUGGCCCCCUAUUCUCUACAUAGCGCACCAUUUUUGACCAGCGCCCAAAAGUAGUGCACUAUAGAGGGAAUAGGGUGCCUUUUGGGAUGCACAUCAAAUAGAUAGGCUAAACCUAAGUUAUAAAGUACUUUACAUGGUGUUAGGUGUGAGUAUGAUGUGAGCAUGGAUUCAAAGCCUCCUUUCUCAAGACUGAUCACUUUCUCUCUGCUGCGCUGUGUAGGUGAUUCUAUGACCUACCACCAUGGUCGCCCAUUCUCAACCUACGACCAUGACAAUGACAUCGCCGUCACAAACUGUGCCCUGUCCUACAAGGGUGCCUUCUGGUAUAAGAACUGCCAUCGCGUCAACCUUAUGGGACGAUAUGGAGAUGACAGUCAUAGCAAGGUGAGCGCACAUAUUCUUGAAAGUACAAAACUAACAGCAAUUUCUACAUCCCAUAUUUAAAAAAUACUUCUGUAGUGCAGUAUGAAACUGUUGACAGAAAUGUUAGGAUACAAAUUGACUGUGUAAAGGUAAAGGAGGAAAUUCAAGGCAUUUGUGUUAAUAAAAUAACUUGUCACUACUUACCUUACUCUGUGUUCUUCAGGGAGUCAACUGGUUCCAUUGGAAAGGCCACGAGCACUCCAUUGAGUUUGCUGAGAUGAAGAUCAGGCCAUCCAACUUCAGGAACUUUGAGGGAAGGAGGAAACGAUCGUAA